AACAACAAAGAAUUGCUGAUAUCUUUGUAAAGAAGGGACCAUAUCUAAAAAUGUAUUCCACAUACAUCAAAGAAUUUGAUAAGAAUAUAGCUUUGCUGGAUGAGCAGUGCAAGAAAAACCCAGGUUUUGCUGCCGUCGUUAGGGAAUUUGAGAUGAGCCCACGCUGUGCUAACCUGGCCCUAAAACACUACCUCCUCAAGCCGGUUCAGAGGAUCCCCCAGUACAGGCUGCUGCUGACAGAUUAUUUGAAGAAUCUCAUAGAAGAUGAUGGAGAUUACAGAGACACUCAAGAUGCCCUUGCUGUUGUUAUAGAGGUAGCCAACCAUGCUAAUGACACCAUGAAGCAAGGAGACAACUUUCAGAAACUCAUGCAAAUUCAGUACAGCUUAAAUGGACACCAUGAAAUAGUACAGCCUGGACGGGUUUUUCUCAAAGAAGGAACUCUGAUGAAGCUAUCUCGGAAAGUCAUGCAGCCCCGAAUGUUCUUCCUGUUUAAUGACGCCCUGCUGUAUACAACACCAGUGCAGUCUGGGAUGUAUAAACUGAACAACAUGCUAUCAUUAGCUGGAAUGAAGGUCAGAAAACCCACCCAAGAAGCAUAUCAGAAUGAAUUAAAGAUUGAAAGUGUAGAACGUUCCUUCAUUCUCUCAGCCAGUUCUGCCACAGAAAGGGAUGAAUGGCUCGAAGCCAUUUCCAGGUCAAUAGAAGAGCAUGCCAAGAAAAGAAUCACCUUCUGUCCUAGUAGGAGUCUGGAUGAGGCAGACUCAGAAAAUAAAGAGGAAGUUAGUCCCCUUGGAUCAAAGGCUCCCAUCUGGAUUCCUGAUACCAGAGCCACAAUGUGUAUGAUCUGCACAAGUGAAUUUACAUUGACCUGGAGACGACACCACUGCCGGGCCUGCGGAAAGAUUGUGUGCCAAGCUUGUUCAUCAAAUAAGCAUGGCUUAGAUUACCUGAAAAACCAACCAGCAAGAGUAUGUGAACAUUGUUUCCAAGAACUGCAGAAAUUAGAUGACCAGCACUCUCCUAAGAUUGGAUCUCCUGGAAAUCACAAAUCUCCUUCAAGUGCCUUAUCAUCAGUCUUACAUAGUAUUCCAUCAGGGAGGAAACAAAAGAAAAUCCCAGCUGCUCUUAAAGAAGUAUCAGCAAACACAGAAGAUUCUUCUAUGAGUGGCUACUUGUACAGAUCAAAGGGCAAUAAAAAACCUUGGAAACACUUGUGGUUUGUCAUAAAAAAUAAAGUAUUAUAUACAUAUGCUGCAAGUGAGGAUGUGGCAGCUUUGGAGAGUCAACCUUUAUUAGGAUUCACUGUUACUCAAGUCAAAGAUGAGAAUUCAGAAUCUAAAGUAUUUCAGUUACUGCACAAAAACAUGCUAUUUUAUGUAUUCAAAGCAGAUGAUGCUCACUCAGCUCAGAAGUGGAUGGAAGCAUUUCAGGAAGGCACAAUAUUGUAGCAGUACUGGUUUCUUCUCUUCUGUGAUUCUAAGGAGGUGGGAUUUCAUCAGAAUGGAGUAAAUGCAAUUCAAAAAAUUUUAUAAAAAUUAACACUGCCACGAUAAAUCCAACCAAACUCUUCAUCAGAUAUAAGAAAUUAUUUUGUUAGGUAUAAGAACUUUUUUAAAAUGUUUUUUUCAAUGUAUGUUAUUUAUUAAAAUUUUGAUGUUUACUUAAUGGUCAGAAUUAUUUCUGAGACUCACACUGAAUUCUAAAGUACCGUUUCUUUAGAGACCAGACAACUUAUCUUAAUACUGUAUACUGAAUUAACUGUUUAUGACACAGUCUACACUGUUUCUCUACCUUACAUUGUAAUAUUCUCACUAGUGAUAAAUCUUUUUAAGUAAAAAACACAUAUCAAGGAGCAAAUUUCUAUGUGGUGCUUGGUUUUGAAAUUAUGAUUAUUAUAAAACUGCUGAUAAAAAAACGCAUGUCUUUGAGUCAGUAAAUUUAGAUGAAUUUUUGUCUCUUUAAUGGAAAAACAUAUGGCCAGCUUCUACCUCAGUAACUGUGAAAUGAAAUUCUAGCAAAUAAUCUUAAGGAUUUCUACUGUUAUUUACCUCUUUUGGCAUGAGUUUAUAUUCCAUCAAAGAAUUAUAAGCAAAAAUCUGAAUUUUUGUUAACUGUGAGUAGGAAUGAGGGUAUUUUCAUUUGCAGAGGGACAGACACAAAUAAUCAACUAUAGGCUUUUCAAUAAGUCUAAGCUUUUUUUUACAGCUAUAAUUCAACAAAAACAUUUUUUAAAAAAAUUUUUAACAGCAAAAUAUGACAAGCAUUGUAUUAUGAAAUAUCCCCUGCUACUGUAAAAGUUCUGAGCCCAAGUCAGUGGUGGUAUUUGUAUCUAAAAUGAAUGUUACAUUUCCUAUAAUAUUGUGUUUUUUAAAAUGAACUGGAAUUACCAUAUCAGAAAAGCACAAAUUCUAAGCUGUAUUAGAAAUUGUGUAGUGUUCAUUUUCUAAAGGUCUUUAACAUUUUGGGAUAUGUCCUCCCUGGUAAUUAAAAAAAAAAACAAAACUUUUUUAAACCACUGUCAAUGCACUUCAUUAGGAAAGAUUUAUAAUCAUAAUUCUGGUGCAGUUAUUGUUUAACAUAUGAACUACUACCUUGUACAUAGAAUUGUUGAUUAGCUGAAGAAAAAUGAAAUUAACACUGUGAUUAAAGUCAUUCCUGGUGUUCAUAACAUACAUUUUACUGACAUGAGUUUCAACUAUAAAUUAUCUUAAAAAGGUAUGGUUAUCCAUAGAAUAUUUCAUUAAAGUGUACAAGAAUUUUCCUUUCUGCUUCUUUAUAAAGGGUUUCCUAAUUCAGUAGCCCAAGAGAGUUACUGAGUGCCUUAGCGAAGCCUUUUGAAUGCUCUUUGCUGCAGCACCAGAUUUCCUACUAGAUCUAGAGUUGGCUGCUAUAGUUAUUUCUGGCUAUUUCUUGCUAUGGAAUAAUUUCAAACUGUUGCAGCCUCACAUGCAAUCCUCCUAUGCUGGCUCCCAAAUCUUUCUUCACCACAGGUAAACUAAUAUUUCUUUGCAGCUUGCUUUAUUUUAAUCAAGAUUGCAUAAAUAAGGUUUCCAUGUUAAAAUCUCUGCAGUUUUUAGCAUAUCCUUUUUGGAGGCCAAGGUUAUGCCUUAGAAAAUGUUUCCUUCUGCUGCAGUAAAUCUGGCAUUUAACAAGACAUCAAGUUAUUUGGGGUUCUUCCCCCUCAUCUUGAACUCUAAGCUUUCUGACUACAAGGUUUGGCCUAGGCCCCAGAAUUGAAAAAAAUAACAGCCAGGCUAUUCUAUCUUGCAACAUCUGGCUGAAUCAAGAACCAGUUCUAAAUCUAAAGAGAGAGAGAAAAGAAACCUGGCACAAACUUAGUUACUCCCCUUAAUUACAUGUGAAACUCAUGUAUGAUUGUAUUAGCUAUUGGCUUAACCUCAUGGAAGGCUUUGGGAAGUAUAUAAUAUAGCCUUUUGAAGAAAAUAUCAAAUUAUCCUUCUCAGAUAAAGAUGUUUUAAAUAUGGAAUAGUAUUACAUUCCUUAAACCACUUAUUAGUCCUUCAUAAGUAAAGCUGAUCAAAUGUUACUUAUUUAAUCUGGCUCAUUCAAUGUCAACUGAGAACCUAAUUAUAUAUGAUUUGUUGUAAAACUACUUUAAAAAUAUCUGAUAGCUACCAUUUUAGAGGGAAAAAAAUGAUAUUCGACGCAGUCUAUAAGUGGGGAGAAAGUAUAAACAGUAUGUAGAUCCCAGGAAUACUAUAUUUAUUACAUGUAUACAUGUGCUUCUGUCAAACCCUUUUUCAGGUGUCUCCUUUUAUUCAUGAAGAGGAGAGAGAAGCAGUUAUAAGGCUAAGCUAAAAAGGGUGCAGAAAGUCACCUAGACGAGAGAUCCCAGUCUGAACUAGGGGAGGGCUGGUUUUCUUAGCCAGUGUCCCCCAUCCAGUGCUCUUCCUUUAUCUGUGGCAGCUGUAAAUUUAGAGGACCCACCAGAGUCCUAAGAAAAUGAGAAAGGUCAUCUUUGGCCUCAUCCCACGUUUCUGAACCUCUUUCCAACUUCUUUUCCUCUGUUCUCUGAUGUACUCAGCACCUUCCUCCUAUUGUCCUUUAUCUUCCAAAGAUACUUAAUUCUCUCUUCUUUAACCAAAAGCUUGAUUCUUUGAGUAGUUACUAGCAUUUCUUUAAAUGAGAUCAUCAGACCAACCCUUGAUUCAUGCAAAGCUGUGUGAAACAACUACGUGAGGAUGAAAUUUUACAGAUAGAUGCUCCUUGACUUAUGAUUGGGUUACGUCAUGAUAAACCCAUCUUAAGUUGAAAAUAUCAACUUUCAACUUCAUAUUUUCAGUGUAGGAUGUGUUUAUCAGGAUGUAACCCCAUCAUAAGUCGAGCCUACUGAAUGCAUAUUGCUUUUGUACCAUCGUGUAAAGACACCAUUGUAAAGUCAAAAACUCCUAAGUUGAACCAUCAUUAGCUGAAACCAUCUGUAUAGUUUUGUUAACCAAAUGUAUAUUUUAUAUUUAGUUGGUAGAAUAUAUCUAGAAAUAGGGACAGCCUCCUAUUUGGUAGCUUGGUACAUUUUAUCACAGCAUAUUUUGAUAUAUCUUGGAGUGUGCUUCCAUUAUACUCAGUUUUUGAAAAGUUGGAGAUCCAUUGUGAUCAAAUGUAGUCACUAGGAUUUCCAAAGAGGUAAAUCCUGUUUCUUUUAUUGUACUGUACACUCCUUGAAGGCAGAUACUGUAUUAUAUCAGUUUCUCCCAUGGUACGUGGGUCUUUUAAGAGAAAAUAUUUGUUCAAUUGAAUAGAAGGUGAGAACAGGCAUCUUGUUAUCUACACCUCAAACACAGCCCCAAAAUGCCUUCAUUAUAACUCAGAUCUUAGACCUACUCUUUCCACUAUCCUGCUAGGGCACAUUUGGAACUACCUGUUGGAUAUACAUGAGUCCUCAAACAUUUUAAACUUUACGUGACUAAAACUCAACUCGCUUUUUCCCCCUUCAAAUCUAUUUAUUCUCUUCUGUAAUAGAAAGACACCAUUCCAAGUCUCCAGAAUCAGCCUCCCAGUCCCAACAACUCUCUGCAAUUUCUCUUGUAUCCUUCCAUCCUCCCCCUGCUGGUGUUACUGCAUAGCCCUGGCUCAGGAACGUCUUACCUCUUCCUAAUGACUGCAAUAACUUUUCUUCUAAUUUCAUUGCCUUCAUUGUGAAGUUUCAUUUCAAACAUUGCCAGAGCAAUCUUCCUAAAGCAUAGUUCCAAUUUAAUUUCAUCUCUGCUCUUACAACCUUCAGUGGCUUUUCCAAUGGCUUGGUGUGGAACACUCCUUCAGGUAUCACACACUCCAGCUAACCCUAACACAACUGACCUCUGUUCACACUGUCUCCUUUUUUUUUUCGAGGGAACACCACCCCCAUAGGCCACCCCAUCUCUGCCUAUUGACCCAAGACGUUUCUGUGACAGUUGAUCUAGUCCUUCUUUCCCCUAUUCCUUCAGACUAGAUUGUUUCAAUAGCGUUUAGUUCAUAAACAAACUUUCAUAUAGUGCUAUCACAUUCUGUCCUUGAGAACAACUAAUCUUGUUCAUUUGAGAGUCCCCCACCGCAUCUGCCAGAACGCUUCACAUGCAGUGGGUUGUUUGCUGAACUAAAUUCUUUCAUGUGGAUCCUUCUGAUUUUUUUUUGUGUGUGUGUAACUGCCUCUAAUAUACAUAUCAUUCUCAAGCCAAUGCCACUUCUAAUGUCAUUUUCUAAAGGGAAAUCUUAUUUUACUUUUUCCCCUAUAAGGAAAGAGCUAAAUAGUUCCGAGUAGGAUUUCUUAAAAAUAAAGGUAAUAGGAAAUUUUCAAAAAGCCUAAAUAUCAAAUUCCUUUUCCUUUCGGCUAGGGGGAAGGGAUGAAGUAAGGGAACUUUCUCUUUUAUGAGUUGAUCAUAGGAUAUAAGAACCAAUCUUGAAAUACUCUUUUAAUGACUUGUAUUUCUAGAAACACUUUUUACUUAAGGUGGUAAUAGUUUGUAUCUUAUUGUCCAUAUAAAGAGACAGAUCCUUUACAGAUAAAAAAUUAGCAUUGUAAAUAAUGUUAAUAUGUAUUAUAUUUAUAUAAAAUAAAUUUACUAUAACAUC
Molecule: messenger RNA, 6072 nt
Organism: Galeopterus variegatus (Sunda flying lemur)
Lineage: Eukaryota; Metazoa; Chordata; Mammalia; Dermoptera; Cynocephalidae
Product: FYVE, RhoGEF and PH domain-containing protein 6
Exons: 15
Coding region: 51-1451 (466 amino acids)
Biological process (GO): regulation of GTPase activity
Cellular component (GO): cytoplasm
Molecular function (GO): metal ion binding; guanyl-nucleotide exchange factor activity
Source: RefSeq, a predicted model, not a curated record